AUGGAGAAAUACGCAAAGAUUGAGAAGCUAGGAGAGGGUACAUAUGGUAUCGUCUACAAGGCAAAGAAUCGUGACACUGGAGAUAUUGUAGCUCUCAAACGGAUACGUUUGGACUCUGAAGACGAAGGAGUGCCCUGCACAGCAAUCAGAGAGAUAUCAUUGUUGAAGGAACUGAAGCAUCCAAACAUUGUCAGAUUGUACGAUGUAAUUCAUACAGAGAGGAAGUUGACAUUGGUAUUUGAAUACCUUGAUCAGGAUCUUAAGAAGUACAUGGAUGAGUGUGGCGGAGAGAUUGCCAAGCCAACGAUAAAGUCAUUCUUGUAUCAGUUGCUGCGAGGUGUGGCAUUCUGUCACGAGCACAGAGUGUUGCACAGAGAUCUCAAGCCACAGAAUCUGUUGAUUAAUAGGAAAGGCGAGUUGAAGCUGGCAGACUUUGGUCUGGCCAGAGCAUUUGGCAUUCCAGUGAGGACGUACUCGCACGAGGUCGUCACACUCUGGUACAGAGCACCGGAUGUAUUGAUGGGCUCCAGGAAGUACUCGACUCCAAUCGAUAUAUGGUCAGCAGGAUGUAUAUUUGCAGAGAUGGUCACUGGAAGACCAUUGUUCCCGGGCUCUGGAACAAGCGAUCAGUUGUUCAGAAUAUUUAAGAUUAUGGGCACACCCAACGAAGCGAUAUGGCCAACGAUCAAGGAGUUGCCAGAGUACAAGCCGGACUUCCCCGUGCAUCCACCUCACCCACUAUCAUCCAUCGUUCACGGAUUGGAUGCCAAUGGAUUGGACCUCCUUCAAAGGAUGCUCCAAUAUGAUCCAAGUCAAAGAAUUACCGCACAGGCAGCUCUAAAUCACAAGUACUUUGAAGGUGUAGAGUUACCUAAAUAA
Molecule: messenger RNA, 879 nt
Organism: Acytostelium subglobosum LB1
Lineage: Eukaryota; Evosea; Eumycetozoa; Acytosteliales; Acytosteliaceae
Exons: 2
Coding region: 1-879 (292 amino acids)
Biological process (GO): vesicle-mediated transport; protein phosphorylation
Cellular component (GO): nucleus; cytoplasm
Molecular function (GO): ATP binding; cyclin-dependent protein serine/threonine kinase activity
Source: RefSeq, a predicted model, not a curated record